AUGUGUACGGUGUGUUUCGUUUCAAACCGAGUGUUUUCUUUUUAAAUUAAAAUUAUUUAAGUACUCUUAUACAUAACAAUGUCGGAAGAAACAGAAAACAGUGAAAAUGAAAGUCGGCAUUCUGAGGCCGAAGAUCGAAUAGAAGAAAAAACUGAAGAACCCGAAGAAGAUAGUGCAACAUUCAAAGAUUUGGGAUUAGUGGACGUAUUAUGCGAGGCGUGUGAGGAAUUAAAAUGGAAAAAACCUUCAAAAAUCCAAAAGGAAGCCAUCCCAGUAGCUUUACAAGGCAAAGACAUUAUUGGCUUAGCAGAAACAGGGUCAGGAAAAACGGGAGCGUUUGCGCUUCCGAUUUUACAAGCUCUACUGGAAAGUCCACAAAGAUAUUUUGCCCUUAUUUUAACACCUACUAGAGAAUUAGCAUUCCAGAUUUCAGAGCAAUUUGAAGCCUUAGGAGCGAGUAUAGGAGUGAAAUGUGCAGUAAUAGUGGGAGGAAUGGACAUGGUCGCACAAGCCCUAACACUUUCAAAGAAACCUCAUAUAAUAAUUGCAACACCUGGCCGGCUGGUUGAUCAUCUGGAGAACACUAAGGGAUUCAAUCUCAAAGCUUUGAAGUACCUUGUGAUGGACGAAGCGGACCGCAUCCUGAACAUGGACUUCGAAGUGGAGGUGGACAAGAUACUGCGCGUGAUACCGCGCGAGAGGCGCACGUACCUGUUCUCAGCCACCAUGACGAAGAAAGUGCAGAAGCUGCAGCGGGCCUCGCUGCAGGAUCCCGUGAAGGUCGAGGUCUCCACGAAGUACCAGACGGUCGAGAAGUUGCAGCAGUACUAUGUCUUCAUACCGGUCAAAUAUAAGGACGUGUACCUCGUGCACAUAUUGAACGAGCUAUCCGGCAACACGUUCAUAGUGUUCGUGGCGACGUGCGCGAACGCGCUGCGCACGGCGCUGCUGCUGCGCGCGCUGGGCGUGGCCGCCGUGCCGCUGCACGGCCAGAUGUCGCAGCAGAAGCGGCUCGCGGCGCUGAACAAGUUCAAGAGUAAAGCGCGAUCCGUGCUCAUUUGUACGGACGUCGCGUCUCGUGGUCUGGACAUCCCGCACGUGGACGUGGUGGUGAACCUGGACAUCCCGCUGCACAGCAAGGACUACAUCCACCGCGUGGGCCGCACGGCGCGCGCCGGCCGCGCGGGGAAGGCUAUCACCUUUGUUUCGCAGUACGACGUGGAGUUGUACCAGCGCAUCGAGCAGCUGAUCGGCAAACAGUUGCCGCUCUACAAGACGGAGGAGAGCGAGGUGAUGGUGCUGCAGGAGCGAGUGGCCGAGGCGCAGCGGCUCACCAAGAUUGAAAUGAAAGAGCUGGAAGACAAAAAGGGCGCAAAGGGCAAGAAGCGCGGCGCCGAGUCGGACGACGACACGGAGGAGGCGGCCGGCGUGCGCAGGCGCAUCAAGGGGAAACCCAAGCACGCCGGGAAAAAGAGACGAUGAAUAUACGUUUUAUUAUAUAUA
Zerene cesonia (dogface butterfly) is the source of this 1503-nucleotide messenger RNA. It is a transcript of the gene pths, whose product is annotated as probable ATP-dependent RNA helicase DDX47. The coding region runs from base 79 to 1482 and encodes 467 amino acids. The record is from RefSeq and is a predicted model, not a curated record. Lineage: Eukaryota; Metazoa; Arthropoda; Insecta; Lepidoptera; Pieridae. Gene Ontology annotation, molecular function: nucleic acid binding; RNA helicase activity; ATP binding. The transcript has 8 exons.